AUGGCUCCUUUAUCCCUCCUCCUCGUUGGUAUUCUCCUUGCUGUAGCUCGAGUGGUGGAACCACUAGAUUGUCCAACCUGUCUACCUGCUUCCAUCAAUUGCCCACCUCAAACUUGCGCUAAUGGGCAGGACAGAUGCAUGAGCAUGAAAAUUUACCAGUCCCUCAGUAUAGGAAAAACCUUAACAAGUGACUCCUCAAGGUCCUGUGCAGCGGCUAAUAAGAAUGUGAACGGUAGCUUUAUGUUUGACUUUGGAGAUGGCAUAUUUCUACAGUAUAGCUCCCUGCUUUGCACAGCAUCAUGCGAUGGUGACGCUAAUUUUAACGAUGUUAAUUUGAUACAUUACUGGAAUGGGAAAUAUUGCCCCAAAUGUUAUAGAUCAGGAUACACAAGCUGUGAAGAUAAUGGAACUGUGUCCUGCUUUGGAGACUAUACACAGUGUGCUGAAAUAAGCGGGAAAAUAGAAGAAGGUGGUUUUGAAAUCCCUUUUGCAGCCAAAGGUUGUGCCAAAGGCAACUUGAAAGAACUCAGUUCUAAACUAUCACUGAAAAUUGUGGCAUUUAAUUACAACUAUACAUUGGAUACACUGAGUUAUCGAGUGGCCAGUGGUGCUUUGGCAGUCAUGCGACGUCUCACUUUCAGCCUGAACAGUAAGGACUUGGUUUCCCAAGUGGCCUUCUUCCUUCCAUGCUUCCUGAGUCUUUUUGCAGCGAAGAUCCUCUCUUAAGGAAGACCAAGCUAACUAACUACCAUCUUGAACCACCACUAUAUAAGGCAGACUUCGUUGGAAGCUGAAGAAGUGUCUGUGUUCAUUCUGUGCUCAUACUUUGGUUAAACAAAAUUCUUUGAAUAUGAAUAAAUGAAAACUAUUAAAUAUAAA
This is a messenger RNA of Anolis carolinensis (green anole), 879 nucleotides long. RefSeq lists its product as uncharacterized. NCBI's taxonomy places the organism in Eukaryota, Metazoa, Chordata, Lepidosauria, Squamata, Anolidae. The record is from RefSeq and is a predicted model, not a curated record. The transcript is spliced from 5 exons. Bases 1 to 726 code for a protein of 241 amino acids.